This is a messenger RNA of Batrachochytrium dendrobatidis JAM81, 2262 nucleotides long. RefSeq lists its product as uncharacterized. Lineage: Eukaryota; Fungi; Chytridiomycota; Chytridiomycetes; Rhizophydiales. The transcript is spliced from 2 exons. The record is from RefSeq and is a predicted model, not a curated record. Bases 1 to 2262 code for a protein of 753 amino acids.
AUGCAAGGCAAGCAGAUAAAACAAAUGACCGGAUCACACGCUAAAUAUCCAGAUUCAGCCCAACUACAUAUACCAGGCCAAGAAAGUAUAGAUUCAAUAUAUUGGGUUCCAACACAUGCAGACACGAACAAAAUCGAACAGUCGAGUAAAAUCGAAAAGAUCAUUUGUCCAGUACAGCAAAAGAGUAUUAGUGCUUCUGUAUCCAAGGCAACGACUCCACGAGCCUUUCAUAAAAUAUACACUCCUACCAGCGGUAAUACCUCGUCAAAAAUUCAUAGUAUUUCAAAAACACAGUCAUGGAGUCAACACGACUCGAUUGUAGUGAUUAAACCAUCCGCGGCAGAAAUACAUUGUUCUAAAAUAGGUCGGUCGGGUAUCAAGAGAUGCAAUACAGAAACAUCGUUUAUCUCAACCCAGUCUGCUCCAUCUAUGACUGUAUCUCUACCAAUCAAAGCACCUCGCCCAAAUGCACUGUAUACACUGACAGCUAGCAAAAACAUACGAUACCGACAUCGUAAUUGCAUAUCGAGUGCUCCAUUAAACUCUUUGAAUCUUGACAAAACUACACAUGCCAAACAAAUACGCACAUCAUUGUCCAAAGCAUCCUUGAAAUUGAAUAAACCAAUCAAAACGACUCUGUCAAUACAGAAUGAACACGAAAAAAUCAAAGGAAAACCAUAUUUCAACAGAUCUGUAUUCGAAGUGACACUUGAAACGCACGAGUCGAUGCCUUUGUCCAAAGUGUCUGAAGCUGACGUGCGUAAUAGAAAAAAACAUCGAACAACUCAAUCGCGUACAGCAGAUCACAAACAAAAAACGUCAGCCAGAGGUUCAUUGACACGAUCUACUAUACAGUCAAGAGAUGCAUCGUUUAAACAUGUCGAUGAAAAACCACCUAUGCAUAUUUCUGAUGAAAUAGCAACAAAAGCAAAUCAUGACACUCACUCGCCAGGGAAAAAUCAUCGUGGUAGUAAACUGAAUGUGGACUCUUUUCAAGCUUAUAGAUAUAGCAAUGGUCACACAAAAAAGUUGCGCAAAAAACAAACCGUUGCAUCAAAAAUAGAAACUGAACAAAUGAAAAAAGAUCACGAUAGUUUCAAAUUCAAGCAAGUAGCUGUUGUACCCACACACGAAAUAGCCGCAUACCCGAAACCAUUGCUUUGGAUACGGGACAGAGAUGGUAAAAUCCAAACUCUACCUUUACAGGUUGCACCCAGUGCAUUUGGUGAAAGUCAGCCUAAUUCUGGCUCUAAUAUAGCGGCUUCCUCCAAACAUCAAACUCACCAACGUAUUCGGCAUCUACAAUCCGCUGGAAAACACGAUGUAGGCAAUGGAUGGAACAGUUCUACAAUUGUCAAACGUCCACCAAAAAAGCCUAUUGACGUAAUUGUGCCUUUGCUUCGAUCACCCGACACAUCCAUCGACUUGAUAAAUACCUCACAAGAUGAGUUUACUCUUAAAAGUUCACCGUCACAGCAAAAAAACAUUUUUCGGAGACAAUCAGAAGUUAAACCAAAUGGGGUUUGUUACCCAGAUGUAUUCGCACUCAAUGCAGACCCUACAGCCAGACCUUUAAGAAGUGUAUGGACGCCAACCGAGUUUAGUUCAUCUCGUCGCGAAAGUAAAGUCAGACUUUUAAGAGUGAGUCGUGAGAGUGAUGUGGGUAUGCUCGACAGCAUGUUUGAUAACGUUCCAGGAGUGAGCAUUACUUCGGGAAGUCUUGACACAGAUAUGGUCGCGGCAGCAUAUAAAGAGUUUAAAAUGGAGACUAAAACUGUUCUACACUCACAAUCCUCUGAUGACGCAAAUGAUGAAUAUAGUGUCUUGUCAGAUCCCACUCAAUUGAUUCCUUCACUUGACGAAACAUCAGAUUCGGAGGUGAUUACAACAAAACUUCCUAGUCUUACAAACUUGCAGAUAUCAACUAUAAUCGAUCCAGUACCAACCGAACUCUUGUUGAAUACGUCUCAAUCGAAAUCCAAGCAUCGUUCAAAUUCAUUGCAUGGUAUUGUGGCUGCAAGACGAUAUAUACAUACUCCAGUUGUACGCGCAAAAAAAAUUUUACCUAGCCAGCAUCUGCGACAAGAAUUUGGAAAAGGAGAGUACAUGAAUAUGCACUUGCAUCCUCAUCUCAUGUCACCGCCGUUUCCUAUUCCAAAAAGAGCGCAGAUACUAUUUGGGCCGUAUGAGGAUGGGUUAUCAACAGCGGAAGCAGUUUUUUCAAAUCGGACAUACUAUCAUUGCCCAGAAAUAUAUGGUUGA